Messenger RNA from Phaeodactylum tricornutum CCAP 1055/1, 888 nucleotides. RefSeq lists its product with no specific name. Lineage: Eukaryota; Bacillariophyta; Bacillariophyceae; Surirellales; Neidiaceae. The transcript has a single exon. The record is from RefSeq and is a predicted model, not a curated record. Bases 1 to 888 code for a protein of 295 amino acids.
AUGUCUAGUUCACGAAGAAACCUACAUAGAGAGGAUAUUGUCGUAACGCCGAGAAACUUUGAACAGUCGCCUAUUGUGAAUCUAUCCAAAACCGGGAAUGUUCCUUCUCCGGAUCAACAAAGUUUAGACAAAUGCAUCAAUGGGACGGCAACUUCAAGUCGUGCGCUCAAUUUACUAGCGUACGACUUGUCCAAUCUGGAACCUAAGAAAGAAAAAUGGGAAGCUUCUCGACCACACACUCUUUCCCAGAGCACUAGAAAGAAGCGCGAAGAAGCCCUGUAUCCUGCGUUGGCAAAAGGUCAAAGUACACCAGACUUUGACACCGACACCCUAUUGUCCAGGGCGCGCAUUCAAAGAUCUGGUGAAAACGCUACCACUCUUCUCGCCCGAAUUCAAGGAACUUCUAUGCAGUCAAUAAACGGGAAUUUAAUGCUUGAAGAAAGAAAUUCCGCACACAACAGCCCGUAUAUAACCAGUGGACUGUAUGAUUCCAGAUACCAUACACGUUUCCGCUUCGAAAAUAAUUCACAUCCCAGCUCGAACGCCUUGAACUCGGGACAAAUGACUAACUGCAAGCUUCCAGUUUCUGGACAAAGUGGAAAUCAUCAGCUUCCUCUACUACCACAAAUUGAGAUAUGUCCUGGCAUGUUCAUUCCUCUACGUGGAUCAGAGGAGACUUGGCGAGCGUUGAAAAAUGGAAAGACAGAGUCUGUAGACUGCUUUUGUUGCCAGGUAAAGCUUUUGUGCGUAGUGGACGCGAAGUACGUGCUUUGUCCUGAAUGUCGUGUUGUUAGCCCUGCUGCCGCCGAGAAGAAGCAACCACCGGGAAUUCUCCUACACGGCGUUGGUUUGGGAGUUGUUGUGGAUGCUUUCAACACAAAGUUAUAG